UAUUGAUGUUUCUUAAACAUUUUAUUUCAAUACUAGCUGCACUUAAGUUUAAAUGAAAGAAAUCUUAGACUACUCAAAGGAAAAUAAGUAAAGCUAUUUUUGAUAAAGGAUAAAGUGACAACAUUUCAUUAUGUCCACUACCAAUGAAAUAGAAAUAUUACUUAAAAAAGCAGUAACUCUUUUACAUUCUUCGCACGCCAAUUCGGCCACUGAGUUGCGUUUGCUGCUGGAUGAGGAGAUUAAGAAACGAUAUGGCUCCGAAAAGACCAUUACGAAUAAUUUGAGCAAGAAACAAUUGGAUGAUGAGGCAAAUUUCCCUGGAAGAGCGGCUACCCCACCACCGCAACCAGUAGAGACGGAAGAAGUUAUAAAUCUAAUACAUUCGCCGGCUAAAACCAUAUCGGAUUCCCCCGAUACUAUAGCCGAUUCAGAUGAUGCUGUUAGUGGAGCCGGUGGUAUACUGUCAACGACAGCAGAAGAUGAAACCAACCUUAAGGAGUUUGGUGAUUUAAAUUGUUGUGUAUGUGGUGAAAUUCGAUUUACGGCCACAAAUCGUCUGAUUGAAUGCUCGAAGUGUGGAGCGCUCUAUCACCAAGAAUGCCAUAAGCCGCCAAUAAGCGAUGAUGAAGCUUCCGAAGAACAGGGACAUAAUUGGCAGUGUGAUAAUUGUAUUGGCAAGCCAACAAUGACUACAGCCACUGCAACGACAAAGUUAGGUGGAAGUUCUACUCCCGGUGUUGUCGUUAUACCUGAUGAACCAAUGCCCUUAAUUACCAACUCCUCAGUUCCAUCUAUAAAAUCGAAAUCAUCGGCUACAUCUUCCAGAUCAUCAUCUUCAUCAAAUUCAUCGUCGCCUUAUCAUAAAAUGGAACAUGUACAGGUGGUAAAUUCCGUUGUAGGCGGUAAAACGUCAUCAUCUUCAAAGUCUCAUCGCGAAGAUCGCAUGUCAACAGGUAGUAGCAGCAGUAAAGUGACUGCCAUCAAUACAUCAUCCAUAUCAUCCACUUCAUCGACUAAUAAAAAACAUUCUUCAUCAGGUAAAUCUAAAUCAUCUAAACAUCAUGAUAGCAAAAGAAAAUCAAAUAAAUAAAAUUGCAGCAAUUGAAUAGUUUUCUACUUUAAA
Lucilia cuprina (Australian sheep blowfly) is the source of this 1123-nucleotide messenger RNA. It is a transcript of the gene IntS12, whose product is annotated as integrator complex subunit 12. Gene Ontology annotation, cellular component: integrator complex. Lineage: Eukaryota; Metazoa; Arthropoda; Insecta; Diptera; Calliphoridae. Bases 131 to 1090 code for a protein of 319 amino acids. Gene Ontology annotation, biological process: snRNA 3'-end processing. The record is from RefSeq and is a predicted model, not a curated record. The transcript has a single exon.